CCAUCGCGGCUAGGGUUUAAGCUUCUGCCUCCAUCGACCCAGACUCUAAUAAAAAAGCACAGCACAACUCAAACAGAAGCAGCGAUGUUCCCAGGAAUGUUUAUGCGCAAACCCGACAAGGCGGCGGCCUUGAAGCAGCUGAAGGCACACGUGGCUAUGUUUGGGGUCUGGGUAGCCGUGGUUCGUGUCACCCCUUACAUUCUUCAUUACCUCUCUGAUGAAAAAGAUGAGCUAAAGCUCGAGUUCUAGAGUCAGUGGGUUUACAAGGAGAGAAUUUGAUUAGAACAUAAAGGAGUAUGCAAGUUCCGUGUUCAUUCUUGCUUUAGUACGAGGCCGAAGUGCAAUCACAAUAGGUUUUUUGUGUUCUUGCCUGUUAGUCUUGUAUUUAAGAAAUGAAACUUGUCAUAUCUACUUGAAUAUACAUUUAUCUGGUUAUCU
This is a messenger RNA of Hibiscus syriacus, 438 nucleotides long. Its product is annotated as mitochondrial import receptor subunit TOM6 homolog. The transcript has 2 exons. The record is from RefSeq and is a predicted model, not a curated record. Lineage: Eukaryota; Viridiplantae; Streptophyta; Magnoliopsida; Malvales; Malvaceae. Gene Ontology annotation, cellular component: mitochondrial outer membrane translocase complex. Bases 85 to 249 code for a protein of 54 amino acids.